This is a messenger RNA of Paramecium octaurelia, 1543 nucleotides long. The record is from the annotation of a GenBank genome assembly. NCBI's taxonomy places the organism in Eukaryota, Ciliophora, Oligohymenophorea, Peniculida, Parameciidae.
CAAUGAGUAAAGGCGAGGAAUAUAGAGGGAAAUAGCCAAAAAUUAGUGAGUUUGAGUUUAAUUCCGAAGAAUAAUAUAAGGAAUUUAUAAGAAAAACUAACUCCGACGGAUCGGAGGGGAAGGUAAUUUUUUGUGUUAUUCAAAGUAACCAGACAAUAAUAAUUCUGUUUCAAAUCACAGAGAGAACUAUAGCUUUAAAACUGGAAAUGAUUAAAAUUAUUCAGAACUUCUUUAAGAAUAGUAUUAAUAAUAUGCAUCACCUUAAAGUUAUAAGUUAGAGGAGAUGAAGAUUUAUCAUAUUGAUAUGGAUAUUGAGAAUUCGAAUAAAAAAUAACUUAAGAAUUUGUUAAAAUCAAAAAAUGAUGUUGAGGUUCAGAGGUAAAAUGACAAACCUUAGGAAAAGAUUGAUGAUAAUAUGAUUGAAAUUAAAACAAGAACUCAUAAAAUAAUCAUACAGGAAAUUGGUUAUUAACGUUUUCAAAGUGAUAAUAUCUAAAUAAAUAUUCCUCAAAAUAUAAAAGAAUAAAGCCAAAGUUAAUAAAAAUAUAUUAAUAUCAAUAUCGGUUAAUCCUCUUCAGAUGGAGAUAUGCAAAAGCAAUCGUCAGAAUAGCAUGAGAUCAUAGAAUAAUCAAGUUAAUAAUCUUCUAUUUAAUUGACUCACAAUGAAAAUGCUGAAAGAUAUGAAAGGUAUGAUGAGAUUAGAGACAACCAAUGCAGAAUAAAAAUGCAGUUAAAAAGAUUUGAAUUAAUUUUAUUUGAGAAAGGUGUUCAAAAAUAAUAGAAAAAAAAUGAAAGGUUUGAAAAAGAUUAUUAAAUCUCGGUUAGUAUUGAAAAUGGAAGAUAUGUUAUGCAAAAACCAACCUACCCAUUUAUCAUUUAUAAUUAAUAGAUUGGAUAAAAGGAUAGGUAGGCACUACUAAAUUCAAAAUUAUUUUUAACAAGUUCAAUACUUAAUGCUUAUGCAAAUUACCUUCAAGUUAGAGAUGAAAACUAUUAUUUUUCACUUAAUAAGAAUGAAAGAAUAAAGCAUAAACGAUUGUUUAUAUUUAACUCUGAUUUUUUAACUAAUUGUAAUUUAAAUGAUAAGACUGCCUAAAUUUAAGAUAAAGUAUUAUAUUUAAUGUUGCAGUAUUUGUAAGACUUUCAAGUAAUAUAGUAUUAAUUUUGGCUUAUCUACAAAAAAAUAGCCUUUGUUGUUAAUUCAAAUAAUGUGCAUUGGUAUUUAGCAGUUUUAGACUUCUAAGAUGGGAUUUUGAAAAUUUAUGACUCCUUGCCUUAAUCUUCAUCUUCAUACAAUAUACUUAAUAAUUUAUUGUCAUAAUCAUUUUCAAAAUUAUCCUAGUAAAAUAUUACAUUUACAACAGUUGUUUGCCCUACUUGGGUUAGAUAGCAAGAUCAUUAUUCGUGUGGUUAUCAUACUUGCAUAGCUCUAGAAUAUCUGAGUUAAUAUACAGCACAAAAUUAAUUACUAACUUUAGAAGAAAUUAAAAAAAUCUUAAGAAAAUUACUGAUAAAUGAAGAAAACUAAAACAAUUAACUGUGA